AUCAAUGCUACGCGAUCGUAUUUAUAUUUACAAUCGUUCAUUGAGAGGAUCUCGAGUGGAGGAAAAGCUAUCGAGUUGAUUACGGUUCCUUUGUCUAGAGACUUUAGACUUAGAGUGAGAAUGAAUAAUGGCAGAACUUAGAAUUUGUGUAAGUACAUGGAAUGUGGCGAUCCAGGAACCACCUCCCAUCGAAGCCUUCAAGGACAUAAUAUGGAUUCAGACUCAGAAUGCUCCCGACAUGUACAUCUGGGGCCUGCAGGAGGUCAGUUCUAAGCCUCAUGAGUUCAUACAGAGUGCCUUCUCCGAUGACCCCUGGACGGAGGUCAUCUCAAGCAUAGUGUGCCCUAAGGGUUAUGUCAUGAUCAACUCUGUAAGACUUCAAGGUCUGGUUAUAUUACUGUACGUGAGAAUGCCACAUCUUCCCUUCAUUCAUAAUGUUCAGACAGCACUCACAAGGACUGGAUUAGGAGGGGUCUGGGGUAAUAAAGGUGCAGUAACCAUUCGCUUUGACUGCUAUGGUCGGAGCAUCUGUCUUCUCAACGUACAUCUUUCACCUCACCAAGACGGCUGGGAGAAGAGAGAUAAAGAGUUCCAGACCAUCAUCUCAACUCAAGAAUUUCCACAGUGCAAUACAUCCUCAAUUCUAGACCAUGACUACGUUAUGUGGUUUGGCGAUCUGAACUAUCGGAUAGAAGACCUUUCGACGGAGGCCAUUAAAUUCCUGGCAUCCCCAAAGAAACUUCAUGUUCUGCUGGAGAAAGAUCAGCUCCUGAACAGCAUGAGAAAAAAGAAAGCAUUCAACGGAUUUCAUGAGGGACUCAUCACUUUCAUGCCCACAUAUAAAUUUGAUUUGAAAUCAAAUGAAUAUGAUACCAGUCCUAAACAGAGAUCGCCUGCCUGGACCGAUAGGAUCUUAUGGAAGGUCAACCUACGUGCCAGCAUAGAUCAGAACUACCUGAGCAUAACACAACUCUCCUACCAUGCACACUCAGAUAUACUCUGGAGUGACCAUCGACCCGUCAGUGCCGAGUUUCUUGCCAAGAUAACAAUAGAGGAUGCCCAGCCUUUGGUAUCGUUCACACCCGUUGAGUCAUGGAGUAGAGGGCAGGAUGCAGAGUGUUCAUAUACGGUCUUACCUGACACAAAAACAAGCAACUGGGACUGGGUUGGACUUUACAAGGUUGGGUUCAACACCGCCCAGAAGCAUUACCUCACCUACGUAUGGGCCGACUCCAACGGCGAGAGUAGCUCUGGUCUUGGUAAAGUGAGGUUUGGUGCCAGCUACUUCCCUGAAGAUACCUGUAGUAAAUACGUGCUCUGCUAUGUGAGCCGUACCAUGUCCUGUGUGCUUGGAGUCAGUAACGUAUUCAGGAUUCUCCCAUCUGAUGCGGAAGAACGUCAGUUGCAGCAAAACCAAGCCUUGGCCAGUAGUUUGAACUACCAAACCCCAAUGUGAGUUGUGCAAAACAAAUGUUAGCACUUUAACGCCAGCGGUGAGGAUUUUAAACACCAAAAUGAGGACGUACACACCCUCUGUCAGUAAGUCAACACACAUACAGGGUGGGUGUACAUCAAGCACGAAGCACAUCAAACACUGAAAAUACCACGGUGAGAUAGAGUGAGACAGAGGGACAGGGAGGGAGGGAGGGA
This is a messenger RNA of Strongylocentrotus purpuratus (purple sea urchin), 1650 nucleotides long. RefSeq names its product phosphatidylinositol 4,5-bisphosphate 5-phosphatase A. NCBI's taxonomy places the organism in Eukaryota, Metazoa, Echinodermata, Echinoidea, Camarodonta, Strongylocentrotidae. The coding region runs from base 128 to 1456 and encodes 442 amino acids. Gene Ontology annotation, biological process: phosphatidylinositol dephosphorylation. The record is from RefSeq and is a predicted model, not a curated record. Gene Ontology annotation, cellular component: ruffle; plasma membrane; cytoplasm. Gene Ontology annotation, molecular function: phosphatidylinositol-4,5-bisphosphate 5-phosphatase activity. The transcript is spliced from 9 exons.